AUGCCUUCAGCCACCAAGGAGAAGAAGCUUCUCGAGGCUCGACUUCUCAUCGCCAAGCACAACACCAAAAAGAAGCCUCCUUCCGGCAAAGAAAACAGCAAUGGGAAGACGGUCAAGAAGGGACAACAAGACGAAAAAGGCGGGGCAAAAAAACCCUCGAAAGAGGGGGCCAAGGCGAGAAGAGCUGCCACAGUCAAAUGGAAACGGGGGAUCUACCACCACUACACUGACAGCCUCCUCACGAUCAUCGAGGAUAAGCCACGCUACCGUCAGGCUUUCGGGUUCUCGAAGGACCAGUCUACACCCGUUUCAACUGGUGGCCAGCCCGUGGCUGAGCUCCAUGCUGAAGUGGCGCAGAGUCUCUUUUUCGAGACAGAAGAACCCCCCAAGGGCCAGUCAGAGCUCUCGUUUUGUAAAGAUGACCUCUCUGCACUUGCUAAAGCAUCAUACAGGUUGAAGAAGUUGUACCGUGAGCAUCAGGCAACACUUGGAGCAACUGGGGAAGGCUUACUCGAUGCAGGCCGUCAAGACGAAAUCACAGCUGGAACUCCCUUGGCUAAUCUUUGGGAGGAAGUCAACCAGGAGUUUCCGUGGUUCCUUCGGAUGCACGACCUGCUUGGGACAAAUCCCACUGUGGACCGCUCAGCAGUCGCACACAGUCAGACUUCUGUCAAUACUGCUGUUCUUGAUGUGGGUGCUGGCAAAAAGCGAAAACGGCCCCUGAAACCCUCCAGUGAUGAUGAGUCAGAGGUUGAGGUUGUAGAUGAUGACUCUGGCAAGUCGGAUGGUGACGAGAUGGACAUAAACCUCAAUGAGAAGGAAGAGGAUGAUGCCAGUGCUGCUGAGGAAAUUGAGAUUGACGAUGAUGAUUCUCGUUCUGACAACUAUGCUGACAAAUCUACAAUUCAUGACAAGAUCUACAAGAUUGCUGAGGAAGAUCGUCACCAACGUACUCAAGUAAUCACACUCAAGGAGAAGGAGAAGACAGAGCGGGCUCGCAUUCGUGGUAAGCUCAAGACUGACCUUGAGCUAAAGCGGAUGCAACAUCAGGCUCAGGAGGCUGAUUGCCAGCGUGCACAUGAGAUACAUAUGCUCGAGAUGCAGCAACAGAUGCGUUUUGGCAUUGCUCAGCCACCACCACCACCUCCCCAGCCAUGGGAUGCACCUGGUCCUCAUCAUGGAGGGCCUGCUGGUGGUGCUCCACCUCCACCUUUCCGCUUUCUCAAUGACAACAUCCACCCUGACCUUUGCUAA
Molecule: messenger RNA, 1254 nt
Organism: Cyclocybe aegerita
Lineage: Eukaryota; Fungi; Basidiomycota; Agaricomycetes; Agaricales; Hemipholiotaceae
Source: the annotation of a GenBank genome assembly